Microplitis demolitor is the source of this 4207-nucleotide messenger RNA. RefSeq lists its product as uncharacterized. The record is from RefSeq and is a predicted model, not a curated record. Lineage: Eukaryota; Metazoa; Arthropoda; Insecta; Hymenoptera; Braconidae. The coding region runs from base 1541 to 3409 and encodes 622 amino acids. The transcript is spliced from 4 exons.
GAGGGGAUCAGUAGCAACAGCAGACAGCCAGCAGCCCAGCAGCAGCAGCGGUUGGAAGGUUCGGUGGAAGUAGUGAACGCAACAGUUUGAAAACGUGGAGGAGAGUAGAGCUGAGGUCUGAGGUUCAUCUCUACAUUCUCCGUUGUUGCUGUUAUGUUGUAUACAUUAAAUACAUAUAUAACUUGAAUCGGUACAGGCGACGACCGAUCGUCCCGGUUUGGAUUACUCAGGUUAACUCUUGUCUGGAUGUGAGUUGAUGCUCAGUCUGUAUUAAUAUCAUGAUGGACAAGGACUACAUACUAAUAAACAAGUUUAAAAAAUAUAGUAAAGCAGACUAGUGAAGAGGAGAGACGUCAAAAAACCAGAAAGGAGCAAAAUAUACGACAGCAAUCAGCGAGGAACAGCAAGGAGACACAAUACAGAACACACACACACACAUACACGUGGACAGGGGAGGGAAAAGUUAUUUUGAGAGGGGAGAAAAAAAUCGGUCUUUAGACCAGUAAGUGGCAGUCGAUUGAGUCCAGAAAGAUGCUCUUGGCGAGUAAGAUGUAAACUUGCCUGAAUGUAAAACCCGUGAUUUUUUCAUCAGUGAUGUGUGUUUUUGUUAUUAUGUAUGUAUAUUUAUAUAAAUAUAAAUAGAUUACAAGAAUCCAGAUAAUUCAGGGAGCGUAAAGACAUUAAACAUUGACGAUAGUGUGAUGGUGUUAAUCGCGAACUUUUCAACUCAAAAAAAUUUAUUACGGGUACACGCCGUCAAAUGCAUUAGUCAUUGAUAAAAACUACAAAUGAUUUUAAUCAGUUAGAUUUGUAGAUACAAGCUGUAGUAAUUGUUGGGUCGAAAAAUACCAGGGUCAACGACGAGGAUCUUUUUCGAUAAUCGCAGGGCAAAGAAGUUGGAGUAAAACCUGGCAUGCCGAACUGGUUAUUCAGUGAUGGUGUUUAAAAUUAUUGAGGAUAGUAAUUUACGUGCUGCUAUAUACCAAAUUACCCGAGUUGUAUGACAAAAUUAAAUAUAAUUAAUAUUGGAAUCUACGGUAGAAAUUGGCGCGUUGAUGCACAUGGAUCUAUCAACUGACGGACUGAUGAGAUUUCCGUUAAAUUAUAUUGAAGAUUUUAGCCGGAUGUUAUUCACGUGCCAUUUCACUCUGCUCCUGUAAGUUUACUCUACACAUGUGUGCAUGUGUCUGUCUGUCUGUAUGUAUUAUGUACUGUUGUGUACAAAUUACAUGGAGAAGUAGAGGAGUGAUGAUCGUCGGGCAGACGAUGAUGAUGAUGAUGGGACUAGCAGUUGCCACCGAUAGCUCGCGCGCGCCACACAACUCUCUCGACUCUCUCCGUAUCGCCGUUGCCGCCUGGUAACCACCGCUGCUGCUGCAAUGCCGGGGCGGACAUUCUCUUUCUUUAUCUAUCUCUGUUGGAGUGCACACGAUACGACAUCAAGUGGGACUAGAUAGCUUGCCACCAGUGUCGAUGAUUCAAACUUUCUGUGGGAUAGUUAAUCAUUAUUAUCAUCAAGUAUACACUUGAUACUCUAAAGAUGCUACAAAAUUGGACAACUCGAAGCGCGACUCGGCACGCUCGUCGCAUCUUUGUCUUUGUAUUCAUCUGGAGUUUCAUCAUGAUAGCGGCACUGCAAUUUCGUCAGUCAGUUAAUCAAGUACUCCAACCAAAUGAUUCAGCGGCUAUUGACGGCGCUGUGAAUUAUCCGACAGGAUCAUGGGAUCGUGCAUCAGAUCAAGCACUAUCAUCAUCAUCAUCAUCAGCGUUAACGUCAUUGGCAGCUUCGAGAAAUGGUAAUUCUUCAUCGAUAAAAAAUUUCGCAAGAGAAUCCUACUCGUCACACAGACGCAAACCGUUGGAUGACGACGACUCGUAUCAUCACGAUCCUACGACUGGUGUUUCAGCCUCUGUUGCUAUUUUUAAUGAGAGACUCAAGAAAUUAAAUAACAAGAAACUUUUGCUGGAUGAACGGCCACCGCGUACUGAACAGGAACUUAUCAACGAGAUGGAAAAUCAAUUUCCUAGUUUACCCGUCGUCUCGUGGUACAAGAGAAGUACAACAACAACAACAACUACAACUGAGAAAACCGGUAAUGAUACCAAGACAAACAAAUACUGUGUGCCUCGUUACCCCAAUAUUCUUGAGCUUGAGUUCAAUAAUAAAUACUGGCAGACAUUAAAGUCAAGCAACGGAACUUUUCAGCUUUUCGGAGCUUACUACGAUAAUCGUAAACUGUCGAAAAUUGGCCCGGCAGUCAGGAUUGUGGGUAUGAUCGACAGAAUUGAACCAAAAAUAAAAACCUACUGUCAACUGUGGUUUGAUGGAGAGAAAGAACCUCAGGUCGUUGAUGUAUUUGAGUAUAAAUAUAUAUGGUUCAAGAAGUGGGGUAGUUAUAAACAAGGCAUUUAUCAACCUUACGUGAUAGCGUGUAAAAUACCCCAGACUCACUGGUCAAAAGAGCCUCCUGCAUCAAUCUCGAUCGUCGAGAGACCGUGUGAUACAGCCAGCACUAAUCUACGAGUAAUUUACAACAAACCGCCAGAGGGUAAGAAAAAAGAGUUUGCCGUGUGUGUAAAAGGUCUUGAUUUUCUCCACGAAGAUUUAUCAGUACGUCUGGUCGAGUGGAUCGAGUUAAUAAGUAUUCUGGGUGCCGAUAAAAUAUUUUUUUAUGAACUCCAAGUACAUCCGAACAUCACAAAGGUUCUCGAUCACUACCAGAAGUUAGGACAAGUCGACGUAACUCCUCUGACUCUCCCUGGUGGUCAGCCGAAUAUACCAACGUUUCAGCAUAUCUACUUGAAGAAAAAGACUAAUCAAAAACGACAAAACGAACUGAUACCCUACAACGAUUGUCUUUAUAAACACAUGUAUGAGUAUGAGUACAUAGCUCUGCUUGAUAUUGAUGAAGUAAUAAUGCCAAUUCAAGAUUUAACCUGGAGUCAACUUAUGCGACGCGUUCUACCCAAGGCUCUUCGCGUACGCAAUGAAACUCGUGCUUCAUACAACGUCAGAAACGUGUACUUUCUCGAUGACCUUCUACACUCACACGGAUACUUUGACCACGUGCCGAAGUACAUGCACAUGCUGCAACACGUAUACCGCUCGUCGAACUUCACUAAGCCUAAUGAGUACAUAAAGUGCUUUCAUAAUCCGGAACGUAUUGUCACUGUGCAUAAUCAUUUUCCGCUAGCGUGCCUCGGCUCCGGGUGCACGAGUUAUCCCAUCGAGACUGAGGAUGCUCAGCUGCAGCACUACAGAGCCGACUGUGUUACGUCUCUUAAGAAAACGUGCCUUCAGUAUCGCAAAAACAGCGUCGUCGACACGCAGAUCUGGAAAUACAAAGAUCAGUUGGUCGAACGCGUCACUGAUACUCUAGAGAAGCUUGGGUUCUUUGGCCCGGGAUAAAUAAUCCGGGUGUUAUAAAUUUACUGACUAUAAUUAUCAAUUAUCAAUUACUACUACUACUAUUAUUAUUAUUAAAUUGUCAUCAUAAAUUUGAAUAUUUAAAUUUUUCAAUUAUACAUAGCAGUAGUUAUCAGCUCCUUGUUCCACGGAUCGGCGCUACGGAGUAGACGAUCGUGUGCCAGUUAGUCUGUCCUUGAAUUACGAGUGCGCCGGAUCCGUGGAACGAUGAAGGCUUUCCCAUCAAGGACUAAUGUCUUUUGUCCCUCCGUUCCUCUGUCCCCUUUUGGCAAAUCCCGCAUUUCAUGGUCAGCCUCGAUCGUCCUCUAAGUAACCUUAUCCAUAUGUAUAUGUAUAUUAUUAUUAGUACGAAUAAUAAGUAAAUAAUAAAUAUAAUAUAGAUGGGCAAGUAUUCUGCACGUCUGCAAGACAGUGUGACGGUAUAUUACAUUGGAGCUAAAGACGUCUAGCGGAACAGAGGGCGAUUGACGUUGCACCAUGAAUUUUAGUAGCUAAGCCUUUUAUUAUAAUUCGCCAUUCGAAAAUGCGCAUGUGUGUGAACGCGGUUACGUCUUUUUACAAGGGUCUACACAUAUGUGCCACUAGACUACAAGGUCUUUCAUUUUUUAUUUUAUUUUUUUUUUUAUGAUGAAUUGACGAGAAUCGCCGCCACAAGCGUGUUCAUAUAUUUGUACAGUCUAAUUUUGUUAUAUAUAAAUAUACUAUUUUACUUAUAUAAUUAUUAUUAUUGCAACAAUUAUAUUGGAAUGGAUUUAAUAAAUAAAACAUCUAAUAUUUAUA